CAGCAGCUACGGGAUAUGGCUCUGGGGGUUGCAAUGGUAGUCUCCCUCCUGUUCAAAGCCAUGGCGGCCGCACUGACGGAAGAAGAAGCGGAGGUACGCAUGACGAUGCCUCCUACCACAGCACCGCGGAGCAACUGGACAGUUAACGACACAGAAGCCGACUACAUAGAGGAACCUGUAGCUUUGAAGUUCUCCCACCCUUGUCUGGAAGACCAUAACAGUUACUGCAUUAAUGGGAUGUGCGCCUUCCACCACGAGCUGGAGAAAGCCAUUUGCAGGUGCUUUACCGGUUAUACGGGAGAAAGAUGUGAGCAUUUAACCUUAACUUCGUAUGCUGUGGAUUCUUAUGAAAAAUACAUUGCAAUCGGGAUUGCCGUUGGAUUACUAAUUAGUGCUUUCCUUGCCGUCUUAUAUUGCUAUGUAAGAAAAAGAUGUUUAAAUCUGAAAUCACCGUACAUCAUCUGCUCUGGAGGGAGACCAGAGCAAGGCAAAUUCUUCAAGUCAUUUGUCAAAAGCAGUGGGGACUCCGAUGGAGAUCUUCAGAUGAUACAGAGUGCGGCAAACUAGCUUGAAGAUAAUGGGAGUUUGGUCACAAAGCAAUAAGAGAAUAAAAUUGACCAUUGGUUCUCAAGUUUGCUGUCUUCGGGUGACACGGGAGCUACGUGAACAAGCUACGCAGACGCCAAGUUUACAAUGCUACUUCGGGUUUGGUAUUGUGUGGUCAUUGCCACUGUAGGAGGACUUGUUCCAUUCUUCUGAUCAUCUCAAAUGUGAAUUUUCAUUUUAAUCAUUUACUCCACAUCAAGUCAAAGUAGCGCCCUGCCUGUGUUCUUCAUGUACACAACAGUUUACAUCACCUGUCUCAACGGACCUGAUCUCAAACCUUCUGUCCUCAUGGGAUUUCAGGAAAUUUGGUAUCAACUUCUAAAUGAAACCAAGGAAUGUCUCUCUGAGAGAACUAAAAAUGCAUUCAACCCGAACCACUGAAAGGAAACGGCGUACCCAAGCAAGCAUAAAUCAUACGCAGCUUGGGACAACAGUAUGCAAACUUUAUUUGCGGAGUUUGGAAUAGCAAAGGAAUUCUCAAGAAUGGCAAGUCACCUGGACAGUAAAUCCUGAGUAGGCAAAACUGCUCCUGCUGUAUGGAUCAUAAAGCCUUGGGUUGGGAUAACUGGCCACCUGGUGCUCUUACUCAUCAUCCAUCCUUCCAUAAGGCUCACCUGGCGUCCGUCACCUGAACUGCAGUCCUAGAACUCACCAAGCAACUAUAAGCCUCCAACUGAUCCCAGAAUGGAAACAGAGAACUCAAUAUAGGAACAACAGCUUGUGGGAUGUUACCAUUCUUGAUCGAUAACAUAUUUGUGCUUAGGUAAAAAUGGAACAAUGGUAGAAAUACUUAUUUAGACAUCAGGAUCCUUCAUUUGAAUUGUGUUUCUGCCACAUGAUCCAGUCUUGGACACGUCUUUUGCUCUCUUUGGGCUUUGGUUGCAUUUUCUAUAAGACCCAUGUAGCUCUGAAUUGAACUAUAGAGGAAGAGAAAAAAAACCACAACUCCUAUAUCUGCACUGUAAGUGAGAUAAUCUUCAACACUUCCAUUAUCAGCCCCAAACCUAAUACCAAAAUACCCGUGGGUGGCAUCCUUAGUAUGUAUCUUAAUGUUCAGUUUGUAAGAUAAUAAUUUAUUUUUAGAGGAAAUACAAAAUGAAAUUUCAGAGUGAUAACAGCGACUGUUUUUCUUUCUGUGUUUAAUCUAGAACUACAGACUUAUUUUUUUCUCAGAAACAGAACAAUUUGAUCAUGAGAUUAAUUCAAAGAAAGUGAUACUUGACUAUUCUUACAAUAGCAGCUAGUCCUAAACCCGAUGCGUGUACUGGCGUAGCGUUCCAUCCACACUUUAGGUAGGUGCUCUACGCCCUGCUUUCCUCUGAGAGAAGGUGUUUCCUCCAGAAGGAAUGCAGUGCAGCCGUGUGUGUGUCAGCACUUUCUGCAUCUGCAAACUUACAUCAAGCCGAAGGCUGGGGAGUGACAGUUCCACCCAGUGACUCCAGCAGCCCCACCCAGAAAACUGCCUCUUCCUGCGCAUUUCAAAAGGAUGGAGAUUUUUGAGUCCAGGAAGAUAUACUGGAGGCCUACUUUCAACUAAGAACUACCUCUUUUUUUUUUUUUGGAAGAUGCAGAAUGUAAUUUGUUUAAUUGGCUCUUUCACUCAGGGACUAGAAACCUUAAUGAUAACAUUAGGGAAGAAUGCAGGGCAGAUAAAAGAGUAAUCAAAAGCUGGGACUUUUCCAAAUAAUGAAUGAAAUAGGAAGUAAUACUUAAUCAUUUGCAUGUCCUUUUCAACAUGGAAACUGCCACUGGGCCACAAGAAUGGAGACCAAGAGGGUCUGGGACAUUUAAGAGGAUGUGGGAUGGUAGGAUGUGGAGAUUCAACGGUCUUCCUUUCUGGAAUCACUAGCCCAGAAGGUUUAGAGUUUCAUCUAAAUCUGCAUUUGUUGUUGUUGUUAUUAUUGUUGUUGUUGUUUUAUUACAGUCCUGGAGAUUGAACACUGGGACUCAUGGAUACUAAACUAGUGUUUUAGCACAGAGCUACUCCCCAGGCUCCAGAUGUAGCCUCCCACCUCUAAUGGUGAAUAUCUGGAUGACUUAAGAGAGAAGCCAACCUCCAGUUUGCAGAUGCUUCCAGAAAUAACUAAACAAAAGCUUUCUAUUCCUCUUGAGAAAAGAGGAAUUCCUGGUACCUCUGGAGAGGUGACAUCACACACACUUACAGUCUGUAAGUGCCUGCCAAUUUCAAACACACUAGCCUGACAUUAGAAUAUCAGUUAUGACUUCUGGAUAGCAAAUCAAAAUGUUAAUCGAAAGAGUAAUACACAUUCAAUAUUCUUCACUCACCGCAGACUAUUUUUUAAUCAUAUAAAACACGCCCAGCAUAACAACACAGCAGCUUAGAGCACAGUUUAUGGAAGCUGUCUGAUCAUGGGCUAGUGUAUAAAAUGACCUUGUGAUCCUGUACCUACUGAGGUUCCUUUUGCAGGGAAGAAUCUCUGGCAUGCCUAUGACGGUGGAGGAACAUCUGGCAAAUCAAUAAAGUCUUUGUCUCAGAACUGCAUUUUCAACUACACAGGGGGAUUGUGUGAUGGCAGGUUUCUGGUGUCUGUGACAAAACCAGACAGUCCAAAAAGUCCAACUUCUUUCAUUCCCUUGUUUCGCCUUCGUGUGUCCGCCUUUCGGUUCUUGGAGACGGCAUUCUUAGGUCAUCUGCAUUUAUGAGCCCAUCAUUAUAUAGUAGUUUAGACUAUGUAGGGGGUGGAGCAAACCUCAUAAUAUCAGCCAGACCAAGCUAAUAACUUUACAAAAAGAGAUUCACAACAACUUGUCCCUGUAACCCAAAUUAGCUUUUUAAUGUAAUCAUGUUUGCAUAGGAUGAUAUUAUAAAUUAAUCCAUCUUUUAGAAUUUCCUGCAACCGUUCGUAUCUAACCCUUUAAUUUUGACAUGUCCGUUUUGGUGAUGUCAAUAAGAUUUCCCUUCAUUAUAUUUAAUUGGAAAAAAUGCCAUAAGAAAGUAAAAGACAAUUUAAGCUGUUGAUGUGGAGCACAAAGACAAUUCAUGUAUGCAGAAGACUCCAUGUAACCUUUUUUUUAAUUAA
Messenger RNA from Myodes glareolus (Bank vole), 3647 nucleotides. RefSeq names its product epithelial mitogen (gene Epgn). The record is from RefSeq and is a predicted model, not a curated record. Gene Ontology annotation, biological process: epidermal growth factor receptor signaling pathway; positive regulation of cell population proliferation; positive regulation of mitotic nuclear division. Gene Ontology annotation, molecular function: epidermal growth factor receptor binding; growth factor activity. Lineage: Eukaryota; Metazoa; Chordata; Mammalia; Rodentia; Cricetidae.